Capra hircus (goat) is the source of this 1461-nucleotide messenger RNA. RefSeq names its product methyltransferase like 10 (gene EEF1AKMT2). The coding region runs from base 19 to 882 and encodes 287 amino acids. The transcript is spliced from 7 exons. Gene Ontology annotation, cellular component: cytoplasm. Lineage: Eukaryota; Metazoa; Chordata; Mammalia; Artiodactyla; Bovidae. The record is from RefSeq and is a predicted model, not a curated record. Gene Ontology annotation, molecular function: protein-lysine N-methyltransferase activity. Gene Ontology annotation, biological process: peptidyl-lysine monomethylation; peptidyl-lysine dimethylation.
UGCCCGCUCCGCGUCUCUAUGGCGGCCCCAACGGCCGUCCGGGGCGCAGAGCGCGAUGAACGAGGGCGCGGACGACGGCGGCGGCGCCGGAGGCGCGGCGCGGUCCCCAGGGUGCGGCCCCGAAGGGGAUGGGUUUGUCCCGUCUGCGCUGGGAACCCGAGAGCAGUGAGUGUGGCGCGGGGCAGGAGAGGUUGGGAUGCUGUCUAUAAGAGAGAACUGCAAACUUUCCAAGAAUACGGAGAUACAGGAGAAAUCUGGUUUGGAGAAGAGAGUAUGACUCGACUAAUAAGGUGGAUGCAGAAACACAAGAUUCCAUUGGAUGCUUCAGUGCUUGAUAUUGGAACCGGAAAUGGUGUUUUCUUGGUUGAACUUGUUGCUCAAAACUCUGGAAAUCUGUAUGUAUUGCAAUAUAAAAGGAAGAUGAUUUUUUGCACUUCCAGUAGAACAUAUCCCUCUUCUCAGGCAAAAUUUGGUUUCUCUGAUGUUACUGGAAUUGAUUAUUCUCCGUCUGCAAUACAGCUUUCUCAAAAUAUUAUAGAAAAAGAAGGUUUAUCUAACAUUAAGUUGAAGGUAGAAGACUUUUUGAACCCUUCCACAAAGUUGUCUGGAUUUCAUAUUUGUAUUGACAAAGGGACUUUUGAUGCCAUAAGCCUUAAUCCUGACAAUGCAAUUGAGAAGCGGAAACAGUAUGUGGAAUCUCUCUCCAGAGUGUUGAAAGUGAAAGGCUUUUUUCUAAUAACCUCAUGUAAUUGGACCAAGGAAGAGUUGCUGGAUGAAUUCAGUGAAGGAUUUGAACUUUUCGAAGAGCUGCCCACACCCAAGUUCAGCUUUGGAGGCCGAUCUGGAAACAGUGUAGCCGCGUUGGUUUUCCAAAAAACAUGAGGCUUUUCACUGGACAGACUCAGUGUCUUUUUAAGAAGCUCUACAUCAAAGUAAACCUGACACAGAAAUUGCAAGUGCAAGUAAAUGUUUAGUAAGUACACAGGAUGCACAUUUUAAGGAGAAAUAAUGGGUUGAUUAAAAAAAAAAAUCAUGAGCAUGUAAGUGGUUGGGUUUUAGAGAUCAACCAAGACUAAUUUAAAAUUUUUCUUUUGUAUUUGAGACAUAAAUAUUUCUCUUUCAGAUUAAAAAAAUAAUUCCUGUAACUGCUGAACAGCUAAAACUUUAAAGCAGUAAAUGAAUUUACGGAAAGCUUGUAUCCUUGAUUUUUGCACCUCGGUAAAGGUGAAUUGAAUAUAGUUAUUUAUGAAGAUUUGAUCAAGCUAUUCCAGGGUCAGAAUAAUAAGCCAAAUGACUUUCUUACUUUUUUAUUGGACUAUUAUAAAACAUAGUGUGAUAUUUUGGGUUGAAUGGUGAUUUUUUUUUAAAUGCUUUAAUAUCUGAGAAAAUGUCUCAGCCCUUACGUGUGUAAUUAAAAUCAGAUAAAUGUAUCAGUUGAUCAAGAAAUACUUACUGAACUUU